CGCGCUCAACUCGCGCGCUACUAUAAACGAAAGAGCGGCCAGUGCAUCGCCAUAGUUUCGACAUUUCGCCCGACCAUUUCGUCGAGUUUCGACAAGAGACAACGAACGACGGUGAUCCUGAACCAUUUGGAAGAGGAAGAAACAUGGGCGUUUAUCGGGACUACCUGUUGGUCUUUUUGACCUGUUCGAUCCAAGUCUCGCUAGCUGGCCAAUCGGUGGAUAUACUAAGAGGAAAUCUUGGCUCGAGUAUCGAGGAAAAUGAGAUUCUUCGCGUGCUAACCCACAAUGACAGCGACACCGGCAGCUCUGAAAACUUUACUUUCGUCGGGCUUGUCAACGGUCUGUUUCAGCAGUACAACGACACCCUUGUCACGGACGAAGUUAUCACUUACAAAACUCUCGAUCGCUACACUACCAAUCCUUACUAUAACGCCUACACCGAGGAAAUCGACCACGAGGCAAGGAAGUUGCUGCAAAUUGUUCCGACCUUUGACCCGGCGGCCGGACCAGUCAGUGCCGAGUGCAGAAGACAAUCCGACAUCUUCCGCAGGGAGCUCAAUAAAUUCAGCCUUUGGGCUUUGAAAAUGUACGACGCCACGGCGAAAAUGCCAUCGGGUUUGCUGAGCGGCAACGUCAAUCAAUUCGGUGACUUUGACGAGUGCAUGGGUGUCGAGGGUUCGGCUGGCAUUCGUGGCAAAUAUUGCCUUGCUUACCUCCAACUCGAUGUCGACCAGUCGCGCGCUGAUUUGCUCCAUCUACAUCGCCUGGUGCAUUCGCAUUACGCCUUCCGCAGUAACAUAACCGAUCCGGGGCAUCGGGUUCCGCGCUUCAGCACGGUCAGCUGGGCGGUCUGCGCGCCGUCCGGCUGCAGCGCGCGCGACGUCGAGGCGUCGCUCAAGCACAGCCUGGUCAGGCACACCGAGGACACGGGACUGAAGAUCACGGUCAGGGUCGACGCCGACAUGUGCCAGGUCGAGAGCGGCGAGCCGCUGCCCACGGAGACCAUUGCCGUCGGGCUGCUGUUCAUCGGGAUCCUGGCGCUCUCGGUGUUCGCCGGCGUGUGCGACCACUACCACGUGCCAAUGAAACCCGCCGUCCGAGCGUUCUCGCUCAAGAGGAACGCGCUGAAGCUCGUCUCGUUGGAACGCGCCGACGGCGACAUCGCCAUCCUGCACGGCAUCCGAGCUUUGAACGCCUUCAUGCUCAUUCUGUCGCACAAGAGCAUGGCAAUAUUCUUCAAUCCCUACGUGAACCGCACGAGCAUGACCGAGUACGUCGGCAAGCCGUGGACGGUCAUUGGCCGCGCUGCCAGUUUGUACACGGAUCCCUUCAUAAUGCUUUCCGGACUGCUGACCACCUACUCGUUCGUGGGCAAACUGAACAAGAGUGGACGGCUGAACGUGCGCAGCGAGUACUUGAGCCGACUGUUCAGGAUUGUGCCGACCUUGGCAGCCCUCGUAUUAUUCUGCACCUACGUAAUGCCAUUCAUCGGUUCCGGGCCGCAGUGGAACCUCGUCGUAUCUCAGCACGCGGAUAUCUGCAAAAAGACAGCUUGGCGCAACUUCUUGUUCAUCCACAAUUACUUUGGGUUUGAAAAUAUGUGUCUCACUCACACGCAUCACGUCGGCAUCGACACUCAGCUGUUCGCAUUGUCACCGCUGAUGGUUCUGCUGAUCUACAGAAGGCCCAAAUUAGGGAUGGCUAUCCUCGCUCUCGUCGCUACGAUCUCGACUGCUCUUCGAUUCUACGUAACUUACGCUCGGCGCCUCAACAAUUACGUGUUCUUCGGCACUUCGGUGAGGCAGCUAUUCGAUACAGCCAAUUAUUCCUACAUAUUGCCCACUCACAGGCUCACCGUCUAUACUUUCGGAGUACUUUUAGGAUACGCUUUGAAGAAAGUACCGACAGAUUACAAGCUUAGCAAUACUGCGCUGAAUAUUGGAUGGUUCUUGAGCAUACUGAUGGCAAUGGGCGCAUUUUUUGGUCCAGCUCCAAUGGGGACGGUCGACUACGUCUACAAUCCUAUUCAUGCAGCAUCUUACAAUGCUUUCGCGCCGAUCGGUUGGUGUGCCAUUUUCAUCUGGAUGACUUUCUUGGCGCAUACUGGAAACACUAACGGUUGGCUGACAAAGCUGUUCUCUUGGAAGGGUUUCCUCAUCAGUACAAGACUGAGUUACGCGAUAUACCUCACGCAGUUCCCCGUGUUCUUCUUUAACGUUGGAGAGACCAGAAGCGCCGAGUACAUUGGAUUUAUAAGGACGAUGUUGAACAUCAAAGAAUUCCUGUGGAUCCUACUCACUUCCGCGAUCCUCACUUUGCUCUUCGAAACGCCGUUCACUAACAUUAAAAAUUGUUACUUGAAGGGAUCUUCGUCAAAAGACCAAUCGAACUCUGCAGUGCCGACAAUCAAAGAAACGAAAGUCGAAUAAUGCAUUUCUUGUUAGAGAAACUGGUGAAACCUUGUCUUUUCUCUUUUUUUUAUACUGACUUGUUUGAACGUCUACGGUUUUAUAUAGAUGUAUAUUAACGGAUAUUAGCGAAUCUUGUCAUUUUUUAAAUAUGUCGCUCGUGCGAACAUCAGUCUUUUCUUUUGUAAAUAAUCGUGAACGAUUUUAGACUUUCGCUUGGCUCGACGAACGUUCACAUAAGAUGUUAAUUUGAACGACGAGCGCAAGUGCAUAUUGAUUGUAAGCGAUUUUUAAUAAUUAUCCGUAGUCUCUUAUAAUGAUGAUUAUUUAAGCGUGUGAUCAAUAAUGCUGUUUCUUUUUUACUUUUGGUAUACGAUAUAUCUGUACAUAGAAUGAUCUGUUACGAAUGACAUAUAACAGCCAAAUUUUUAGCGACACUCCGUAAAGUUCAUGAAAUAAGUGAUAUGUAGUUUUUAAGAAUUCGAUGCAAGUAUUGAGAUUAAUUAUUUUUUAAUCAUGAUUUUGUAUACGUGAUAUUGGACUUCAUUGACCGUGUGAAUUUUAACUUAUAUUUUACACUGCGAGAGAAAUUUGGAAUAACUUGUAAACUGGUUCACAGGUAUCCAAACCUAAUAAAUACGCAAGCCUUGACAAGUGUAAUUACUUGCCCUCAUAUACAAUGUAUAUGAAAGUCAAAAGUAUGCCUUAUCAUAGUACGUAUCAAAUUGUUCCCUGCAUACAAAUUGUAAAUAAUUAUUAUAAUUCAUAGAAAUAAUUUUUUCCGCACUCUAAUCUCCAAAUCGUAUCUUCGGCGUUGGUUUCCGGUUCUCAUGCGAAAAAAUAUUGUCCCUAAAUGAUGCGAAAAGGCUUUUUGACGAAGUCGUUACAGCACUCGCCUUCGACUCGUGCCGUAAACUUCUCGUUUCACCAAAAAAGCUUUUGCGAACCUGUUAGGAAAUGUACUAUUUUUUUACAGCAACGGAUUACUUGUAUAAUUUUAUAAUUACGACUAACACGAUUAUUUAAUACUUAUCUGAUAUUUACAGAGAAUAAAAUUCUA
Phymastichus coffea is the source of this 3468-nucleotide messenger RNA. RefSeq names its product nose resistant to fluoxetine protein 6-like. Gene Ontology annotation, molecular function: acyltransferase activity, transferring groups other than amino-acyl groups. NCBI's taxonomy places the organism in Eukaryota, Metazoa, Arthropoda, Insecta, Hymenoptera, Eulophidae. The transcript is spliced from 14 exons. The record is from RefSeq and is a predicted model, not a curated record. The coding region runs from base 144 to 2429 and encodes 761 amino acids.